UCUUGAUUUUUGAUAUGAUCUGGAUUUGAUGCAUAUUUGAUGUGCUUUAAAAUGUGUUUAAAAUGUUUAUUGAUUCUUAUUUUACUUGAUAUAAACAGAUAUAAAUGUUAACUUGGACUACCAACUGGAGUUCUUACUGAUUGUGUGGUAAUAAUGCUAGUUAGAAUCCAGCAACAAAACUAGUUAGGUUGUACUGGAUUGCAUUAAUUCUUGUCUGCAACUGUGGAUUUUUGUAUUAUCCCAGAUAACACAAUUCCUUCCUAUAUUAAAUUGAUGCCCAUUACACCCUUGAUUAUGAUGCUUACACAUACCGAAUAUACUUUACAACUGAGAAUUAUAACUGAAAAGCAACUGGUUUAAUAUCUCUAUAGAUACUGUUAUUUUUUAUUGGAAACUAUGGACGAUAUAGAUGAAGUGAUAGAAUUAAAACCUGAAGAUAUUGAUUUGUAUUCUACAGACAAACCGGAUUUGAUAGAUAUCACUUCAUUAAAAGUGGAAGAAAAUUUAGAUCUUGCAGAGUCAACUAUAGAUAAACUUUCAGCAAUUUCAGGCACAACAGAUACUGCUUUGAACAUUAAACCAAUUAGUGUAGAGCAUAUUAAAGAAGAAAAUAAUAUUACUGACUUAGUAAGUUUGGAUAUUGUUAAACAAGAAAAUAAUGUUCCAGAACUUCCAGAAGAGAAUAUAAAUGUAAGGUCAUCACAUAUUAAUCUAAAACUUUCAUUACAUUGUAACAGAUCUAAGGAAGCUUCGAACGAAAAAUUAAUAGACAUAGUAGACAUCAAAGAAGAAAAUGAUAAUAGCGAUAAAAAUCUAAAUAGUACAGAAAAAAUAGUAAACCUGGCAAAGGAAUUGAAGGAAUCGCAGAAAGAGAUCUAUAGAUGUUCGACAUGUAGCUAUAAAACGCCACAUAAGUACAGUCUUAAGAAACACCAGAAAAUUCACUUGGCACAAGAAGAACGACAGUUGUUUGCUUGUCCUCACUGUGACAACAUAUAUACGAGUAAACAUGGCUUACAAUACCACCUUGCGCAUAAUCAUAUCGAUUCCAGGGCGAAGGCAUUGAAGAAAUCGCAGAAAAAGGUCUCUAGAUGUAGAUGUUCCAUAUGUAGCCGUAAAACUCCACAUAAUGUCACUUUUAACAAGCACAAGCAAAUUGACUUGCCACCGGAAGAACGACAGUUGGAGGAAUUGCAGAAAAAAGUCCAUAGAUGUUCCAUGUGUAGCUAUAAAACGCCACAUAAUUUCCAUCUUAACGAGCACAAGAAAAUUCACUUGCCACCGGAAGAACGACGGUUGUUUGGUUGUGCGCACUGCGAUAAGAAAUAUAUGAGUAAAAGAACCUUACAAGUUCACCUUCAUAUUGAUCAUACUGAUUCCAGGGCGAAGGGCCUGAAGGAAUCGCAGAAAAAGAUCUAUAGAUGUUCCAUAUGUAGCUACCAAACGCCUUAUAAGUCCUAUCUUAACGCACACAAUAAUAUUCACUUGCCACCGGAAGAACGACAGUUGAAGGUCUAUAGAUGUUCCAUGUGUAGCUAUAAAACGCCACAUAAUUUCCGUCUUAACGAGCACAAUAAAAUUCACUUGGCACCUGAAGAACGACGGAUGUUUGCUUGUCCGCAUUGCGACAAAACGUAUACAAGAAAACAACGCUUACGAGACCACCUUGAGAAUCAUCAUAUUGAUUUGAGAAAUCCUGAUGGUACAUCUGUAACUGAAGAAGUGAUACUAGAUUCUUUAAAAAUUGAAAUUGAUGAUCACACUCCACUUAAGGACGAGUUUAAAAAUACUGAAUGUCUUAUUGCGACUAAUCAAAUAAAAUCAGAAGAUCUUUUAAAAUUAGAACCUGAUGAUGUCGCUCCGAUUCAGCAUAAAGGCUUGCAGGAUGACUUCAAAAAUACUGAAUGUCUUAUUGCAACUAAUGAACUAAAAUCAGAAGAUCUUUUAAAGUUAGAACCUGAUGAUGUCGCUCCGAUUCAGCAUAAAGGCUUGCAGGAUGACUUCAAAAAUACUGAAUGUCUUAUUGCGACUAAUCAGAUAAAUUCAGAAGAUCUUUUAAAAUUAGAACCUGAUGAUGUCGCCCCGAUUCAGCAUAAAGAUUUGCACGAUGACUUUAAGGCCUACUUUAGGGUAAAGACAUUGAAGAAAUCGCAGAAAAAGGUGGCUAGAUGUAGAUGUUCCAUAUGUAGUCGUAAAACGCCACAUAAUUUGACGCUUAACAAGCACAAGCAAAUUCACUUGCCACCGGAAGAACGACAGUUGAAGGAAUUGCAGAGAAAGGUCUAUAGAUGUUCCACAUGUAGCUACCGAACGCCAUAUAAGUCCCAUCUUAACACACACAAGAACAUUCAUUUGCCACCGGAAAAACGACAGUUGAAGGAAUUGCGGAGAAAGGUCUAUAGAUGUUCCACAUGUAGCUACCGAACGCCAUAUAAGUCCCAUUUUAACACACACAAGAACGUUCAUUUGCCACCGAAAGAACGACAGUUGGAGGAAUUGCAGAAAAAGGUCUAUAGAUGUUGCACAUGUAGCUAUCAAACAACAAAUAAGUCCAAUUUUAACAGCCACAAUAAAAUUCACUUGGCACCUGAAGAACGACGGAUGUUUGCUUGUCCGCAUUGCGACAAUACAUAUACAAGAAGACACCGCUUACGGUACCACCUUGAGAAUCAUCAUAUUGAUUUGAGCCACAAGAAAAUUCACUUGGCACCUGAAGAACGACAGAUGUUCGCUUGUCUGCAUUGCGGCAAAACAUAUACAAGAAAACAACGCUUACGAGACCACCUUCAGAAUCAUCAUAUUGAUUUGAGCCACAAGAAAAUUCACUUGGCACCUGAAGAACGACAGAUGUUUGCUUGUCUGCAUUGCGAAAAAACAUAUACAAGAAAACAACGCUUACAAUCCCACCUUGAGAAUAAUCAUAUUGAUUCGAGGUCGAGAAAUGUUGAUUGUACAUCUAUAACUCAUGAAGUGAUAUUAGAUUCUUUAAAAAUUGAAAUUGAUGAUAACACUCCACUUAAGCACGAGUUUAAAAAUUCUCAAUGUCUGUCUGUGAAUGAGGUAAAACCUUUUUUAAAAGUAGAACCUGAUGAUGUUGCUCCAAUUUUGCAUAAAAAUUUGCAGGAUGACUUUAAAAAUGCCGAAAAUUUAUCUGUCGCUAAAAAGGUAAAGUUGGAAGAUUUUAUAAAAAUGGAACCUGACGAUGACUCCGUUUCUUGAUGAAGACGCGUUUUUCAACGAAGAAGAGAAUAUUCAUAAUCUUAAAAUUUUUGUUUCAAAAAUCAUGAAAUAACUACUUGGUUACUUUUAAACCGCCAUAACUCUUUAGUGUGUUCUGUGGCCAUAACUUUCAUAAGUUUAUGUUGAUCACAAAACAUCCCCCUUUAGAACUUCAUCUGUCAUGUUAAGAAAUGAAAGUAAAUAAUAAAGCGCCUCUCGUGUUUGU
Messenger RNA from Sitophilus oryzae (rice weevil), 3445 nucleotides. Its product is annotated as zinc finger protein 62-like. Gene Ontology annotation, biological process: regulation of transcription by RNA polymerase II. The record is from RefSeq and is a predicted model, not a curated record. The transcript is spliced from 17 exons. Gene Ontology annotation, molecular function: DNA-binding transcription factor activity, RNA polymerase II-specific; RNA polymerase II transcription regulatory region sequence-specific DNA binding. Gene Ontology annotation, cellular component: nucleus. Bases 397 to 3219 code for a protein of 940 amino acids. Lineage: Eukaryota; Metazoa; Arthropoda; Insecta; Coleoptera; Curculionidae.